Larimichthys crocea (large yellow croaker) is the source of this 3696-nucleotide messenger RNA. It is a transcript of the gene lonrf1, whose product is annotated as LON peptidase N-terminal domain and ring finger 1. Bases 119 to 2338 code for a protein of 739 amino acids. Lineage: Eukaryota; Metazoa; Chordata; Actinopteri; Sciaenidae. Gene Ontology annotation, molecular function: ubiquitin protein ligase activity; protein binding. The transcript has 12 exons. The record is from RefSeq and is a predicted model, not a curated record.
UGUAACAAAAAAAAAAAAAGUGUGUGUUCACUAAAAUACUGAUGCGGGGCCGAGGACACACGCACAGAAAUGUAUAGACACAGGAGAAGAAAGUGUUUAUUAGUAUUGGUUUGACGACAUGUCGAUCCAACAGGGAGGAGGAGGAGGAGGAGAGAAAGCGGAGAGAAGCGGCUUCUUCAUCGGGGCUGACUCGGACAACGUCUCGGAGGAAGACGGAGAGGACCACCGCCAACUUAUCCUACAGAGAGCGAACGCGUUGGCGUCGGAGAACCGCCUCAGAGAAGCUAUCGACUGGUUCUCGGUGGCUAUGCGGUACGGUCCCGUCAUACCCGAGCAUUUAAGCACUUUCGUGGACUGUGUCGUCCGCAACUUUAGGAGCAAACUGGACCGCAGCCGCUCAACCGCCGCCGCUACGGACGAUAUGUUCGACUGUCCCAACUGUCGCGACUUCCUGGGCGAACCUGUCACGAUAGCCUGCGGACACUCGUACUGUAAGCGGUGUCUACAGCGGCGGCUGCUGUCCAAGUGUAAGCUGUGCGGCGAGCCGGUGACCGGCCAGGAGAGACAGGUGGACGUGAUUCUGUGCGGACUCUUGGAGAAAUGGUUCCCGGGCGAGCUGAGGAAGUCGAAGACGCUGCUCGAGGUGGACGAGCUGUGUCGGGGGAAGCGUUACCAGGAGGCGGUGUCGUUAGCAACCGACGUUAUCCGGGCCGAUCCAGAGACGACAGCAGUGGCGCGGCUGUCUCGAGCGGAGGCGUACAUGGCUCUCAAACAGUACCGCCUGGCUUUGGAGGACACGGAAUUUUGUCCCGGGUCCAGAUGUUCUGCUGAAGCUGUGUUCAGGAAAGCUAUGGUGCUGCACGAGAUGGGCCAAGUGGACGAGUCUCUCCAAGUCUUCCUCCACUGCCUGUCUGUGGACGAGGACUUCCCCUGCGCUAAAAGACAAGUGGAAAAGAUCCUGUGUGACCUCCUCUCCCCGGCUGAUGAGACCGUCAAGGUCGGCCUGAGGGAAACAACCCAGAACACCUCGCCUCACGUGCGCAGUAAAACCCUCGUGGCCGAUGCCCAAGCUGAACCACAGAGCCCAGUCCAAAGACAACACCAGGUCCGCGCCACAUCAGCCCACCUCUUUGUGGACAACCAGGAGAAACGAUGGGAAAGCCUGGAGAGACCCGGUCUGAGUCGAGCUCAUUCACUGCGAGUGCACGGCUCCAUGUGCAGUGAGGAGGGGCUGAAGAGAGUUUGCUCUGCUCCUCAGCUGGGAGACCAGGAGAAGGCGAGCCUGCUGAAGAGGAAGUUGUCAGUUUCAGACACAGAGCCCUGUGUUGUGAACAGUGGAAGUAGCAAGCCCAAAAAACAAGGUAUGACGAAAGGCUCCAGACAACAGGCUGCCAAAGCCAAAACCUGCAGAAGUGUUCCCGAAGACCUGCUGGACCCCAACGACAUGGAGUGCUCGCUCUGCAUGAGGUUGUUCUAUGAGCCUGUGACUACACCGUGCGGCCACACCUUCUGUAAAAACUGUCUGGAGCGCUGCUUGGACCACAUGCCCCAGUGUCCCCUCUGCAAAGAGAGCCUGAGAGAGUAUCUGGCAUGUCGGAAGUACAUGGUGACGAAGGUUUUGGAAAGGCUGAUCAAACAGUAUUUGGGUCAGGAGUACGCAGAGAGGACAAAAAAUCACCUAGAGGAGACCAGAGAGCUUUCUGAUCUGACGAAGAAUGUGCCUAUCUUUGUGUGUACCAUGGCGUACCCCACCGUGCCUUGCCCCCUGCAUGUCUUCGAGCCACGUUACCGCCUCAUGAUUCGCCGCUGCAUGGAGACGGGGACGCGACAAUUUGGGAUGUGCAUUAAUGAUCCCCAGAAAGGGUUCGUAGAUUAUGGCUGCAUGCUGACCAUCAGGAGCGUCCAUUUCCUCCCUGAUGGACGAUCAGUAGUGGACACCAUCGGAGGGAAACGCUUCCGGGUCCUGUCUCGUGGAAUGAAGGACGGUUACAGCACUGCUGACAUCGAGCACUUGGAGGAUACCAGAGUGGAGGACGGAGAAGAGCUACAGAGACUUCAAGAGCUGCAUGAUGCGGUGUACGAGCAGGCCCGCGUCUGGUUCCAGAACCUCAAAAUCCGCUUCCACAACCAGAUCCUGCAGCACUUUGGACCGAUGCCAGAACGAGAAGCUGACAUCCAGGCGACUCCUAACGGUCCAGCUUGCUGCUGGUGGCUCCUGGCUGUGCUGCCUAUCGACCCACGCUACCAGCUCUCUGUCCUCUCCAUGACCAGCCUCCGAGAACGCCUGGUGAAGAUCCAGCACAUCCUCACAUAUCUGAUGAGCAUCCCCAACAGCUAGAGCUUCCUCUUCUCGUCGCUACAAUUUUUUUUUUUUGGGGGGGGGGACUUUUGAAAUAAUAUUCAAGCAACUUUAAAUCCACAACUUUUUGUUUCUACUCCCGUUUGAUCCCUUAAACUACAUGUAGAGCCGCCGCUUUACGGCCCUUUGUGGUAGUAGGCCUACAAACAUGCUCGAACUGUGAAUCACUGAAACCAGAGAUGUGGCUUAGCCACCUCAGGGAUACUUCCAAUGACACACAUUAUCUCUUUGUGACUGUCAAAAAAUAUUUAAAACAGCAACUAUUUGUUCUGAAAGCAGUUUAAUCAUCACAAGAACAUCGCUGAAUGAUCUUGUAGAAAUCAGAAGAGCUCUGAUUAUUCCACUUGGUUGAUGUUUUGUUGAUGCGGUUGGAGACAACAACAGCAGUAAAUCUUAACAAUCAUCUUUUGGGAGCUAUAGUUUGUGUGGUGUCAUCUCUGGUAAGAACCAGUGAACAGAAGUGUUUUGAAGUGAUUCUGUGUAACAAAAUCCUAAAUGCUGAAAGUCCAAAAAAGUGAUUUAACUGAACCACUAAGAAGAGAUUUGUGCAACUAAACGCUGGUGCAUGUGCACCAAACACAAGUAUUAAUCGAUCUCUUCCGAGCAUUUAUCUUUCCUUUUUACUCUCACUUCUCCCACACGCUUACCGUGCACUAACAUCCAUCGCUGCGUCUAAAAGAGACGAUCUGUGUUUCUUCCCAUCGUUUUUCCACUUUUCUCUCGAGUUGUCGUGCAGAUUUUUCUUUCCUAACAUCAGGUCAGAUAAACACUAAAGGCACUUAAAUCUCAUCUUGAUUCUAUGCUUCUUCUUUUACGUUUAAAAAAAAGAAAUGCUUCUCUUCCUCUCACAGUUAACCUUGCAUCGUCGUAUGCACUAUCUUCCAAAAUGUUUUGUUUUGUCAUGGACCUUUGGUGAGCCUGCUGGAGUGUGAGGAUUUUACAAAGUGUCUCCUGUAUUACUUGCCUCUCCUCUGAACCAAAAGAUUCAGCUACCCAUUGAAUUAACUUGAAUUAAUUUAUAAGUAACAAAAAACUGUAUUUGUACAUUCUGACCAUGUGUUUGUAUUUGGAAUUCUUAAAGGGUGUCUUGCAAUAUUACGACAAAUCGGAGAACAAUACGAAUACGGCAGACUCUGUUUGCUUGGAGGAGAGAGGACGGUACCUGCAGUGCUUCAGUCAGAGACUGCAUUUGCCUUACACCAUUUUUGUAUUGUGAUUUGAAUAACGAUGCUUUGGCUUGGUUACCAUUCCUUUUUGCCAUUGUAUGAAGUAUGUUUUGUUUUUUUCUCUCACGGUUGGUGUUUGUGUAUGAACAAUUCUUUAAAAAAAAAAAAAAA